This is a messenger RNA of Babjeviella inositovora NRRL Y-12698, 921 nucleotides long. It is a transcript of the gene SOL1, whose product is annotated as Sol1p. NCBI's taxonomy places the organism in Eukaryota, Fungi, Ascomycota, Pichiomycetes, Serinales. Bases 1 to 921 code for a protein of 306 amino acids. The record is from RefSeq and is a predicted model, not a curated record. The transcript has a single exon.
AUGUCCAACCACUUUGUCCCGCAAACGCCUCCCAGAUCAUCGGCCUCGCACAAGAAACCGUUCUUGUACACGCCCAAGACCCCCCAUGAUAGCUUUUCCAAGAAGCUCCAGGCACGCACGCCGGCCAGUACGCGUAUCCUCCAGAACAAACACAUGAUUUCGCCCGAGCAAACCCCCAGAAGAGGUUCCAGAAACCGCAAACAGGACGUUGAUGCGAUUGACUUCGGCGCUAGAUUAGACAUUGGGCCAGCCCCUAAGCUUUUUUUGCCCACGCCAUCCACCAUCGGUUCAGGGCGAGUGUACAAUGCGUUGACCCAACAGGGCAAGACCAACAAACAGGCGCGGCUCCUCAGCGCUCGGACGGGAGUCUUUAUCAGCUCGGACGAGGAGGAGGAGUUGGAGCAGGCGCUUCUGCUCGCAAAGAAAGACACGAUGGCGCAUCCACUGUUUACAGAUCAUUCACUGGUGAAAGAUCUGUUUGAUCCCCCUGGAAGAAAGUUGUCCUUCAGCCAUGCCCGCUCCACAUCACCGCUCGAGUCAUCGCCGUUCUCGUGUCCCGCCACGCCACAGAAGAACAUCAUCACAGACAAGUUGGCGGCGGAGUGGUACGACAAGAACCAAUGGUCAUCGGACGAGGAGGAGGAGGAGGCUCAUAUCAGACGUAAACUGCUUGUCAAUCCGUUCAUUGGCAACGCCAAACCUCCCAGAAGCUCCUUCACGGAUGAGAAAACAUCCAUCACGUAUAUCAACAAGCGAGGCGGAAAGGUUGUACGGCAGUUGGAUGAGCAGGAACGCAAAGAGUAUAGGCCAAAACGACUUAUAUUUGGUGAGUCCAAUGACGACACCCAUCGUUUAAGCGACGACUUUAUGUCGCCUCGCGCGCGGGGACCUCAUUCCAAGUUUGAUGUAUUCCAGGAUUAA